GAUAUGACAGUUACCGUUAUCUAGUAUCUACCAAAAUAUCAAAUUGCCCAAGCGGCAAUCUCCAUUGACCUGUGGCGAAUCCGCGAAUGACGAUAUACAGUUUAUAAUUUUAUUUUUAAUAAUUUUAUUUUAAAUUGUUUUCGUUAAUCGAAAUCGUGACAUAGCUUGUCGAAAAUGAUAGUGUUGAGUACUGUAACAGUUGUUGGCCUAAUUAAACGUUUGUUCUAAAAUUGAGUUAUUUUACUUAUUUUUUUGUUAACUAUUGUAAAUAAGUAAUAAUAAAAUAUAUUUAAAAAACCAGAUCGUUUUAAACGGUACUCUUUGUGUACCUAUUAGAUAAAUUUAACAAUAAUAGUUAAAAUGAAAUUAAGUGUAUUUACUCUUAAUGUUUGGGGUUUGAAGUUUGUUGGAAAAAAUCGUUCAGCACGUAUUAAGGCACUAGCUGAUGCACUCUUGGGUAACAACUAUGACGUAAUUUGUCUGCAAGAGUUGUGGUGUGAAGAGGACUACAAAUAUUUGAAAGAAACAUGUAAAAAUAUAUUUAGGUGUAUACAUUACUUUCAUAGUGGAAUGUUGGGUUCAGGAAUGUGUAUUAUGUCUCGCUAUCCAGUCAUUGAUAUUCAUUACCAUCCAUAUCUUUUAAAUGGUUACUUACACAUGAUAUUCCAUGGUGACUGGUUUGGUGGAAAAGGCAUUGGUUUAUGUCGUAUUAAUGUUAAUGGCCUUAUUGUUGAUGUGUUUACUACUCAUUUACAUGCUUGUUAUGAUCCUUCUAAUGAUAAAUAUGAAAGACAUAGAAUUGUUCAAGCAUUUGAAGUGGCAAAUUUUGUACGAAUUACAUCAGUGGGUGCAGAUUUAUCAAUAUUAGCAGGAGAUUUGAACUGUGAACCGGGUGAUAUUUGUUACAAAUUAAUCCAGUUAGGUGCAAAUAUAAAGGAUUGUUAUUCAACGUGUAUGACAAAUGAAAUAGAGUAUACUUUUAAUCAUCCUCGAAACUCGUACAAGAACUCUAAAGAGCCAAAAAGUCGUUUAGACUUUAUACUAUAUAAAUCAAGUAAAAAUAAAUUGGUUCAUGUACGAGAGCACAGAUAUUCAUUACCAUCACGAGUCCCUGAUAAUGAUUUUAGUUAUUCUGAUCAUGAACCAAUUGAAGCAGUUUUUGAAAUAACUUCAAAGAUAUUGGAAUUGGAUGGUGAAAGUGAUAAUAACGAUAAAGAAUUAAAAUCAAGACAUGAACUUUUAAAUGUUAUUCAGCAUAGCCAAAACAAAUUCAAUGAUCAUUUAGUCAAUGAGCAAAUAUUUUCUUAUACGUUUUUCACAGUAUCACUUUUUAGUUUGUUGUUUGCUAUUUGUAUUUUAUGGUUUUUGCCAUUCGGAGAAACCAACAUUAUAUUUGUAUCAGUUGUUAUGGCUAUAUUUUUAUGUAUUUUUAUACUUACCUGUGUUUAUAUUCUGGUAAUUAAAUGUAUUGAGAAAAAUUGCAUUCGAGGAUCAUACAAUCAAAUGAAAACAGUAUUCAAUGAUCAUAUACCUUUUUAGUUUUUAGUCAAUUAAUACAGCUCUAAAUUAUUAUAUUUGUUAUUUU
This is a messenger RNA of Adelges cooleyi (spruce gall adelgid), 1585 nucleotides long. RefSeq names its product putative neutral sphingomyelinase (gene nSMase). Lineage: Eukaryota; Metazoa; Arthropoda; Insecta; Hemiptera; Adelgidae. Bases 361 to 1539 code for a protein of 392 amino acids. The record is from RefSeq and is a predicted model, not a curated record. Gene Ontology annotation, cellular component: cytoplasm. The transcript is spliced from 7 exons. Gene Ontology annotation, molecular function: sphingomyelin phosphodiesterase activity.